Molecule: messenger RNA, 486 nt
Organism: Cucurbitaria berberidis CBS 394.84
Lineage: Eukaryota; Fungi; Ascomycota; Dothideomycetes; Pleosporales; Cucurbitariaceae
Exons: 3
Coding region: 1-486 (161 amino acids)
Source: RefSeq, a predicted model, not a curated record
AUGUCUGACAACGACAAGUCUAGUGGCGCUGCUUCUCCUCAAUUCAGCGAGCGUGAGCUUCAGCUGCUUUGUUGGGCCAUGCAGUCCCUCAAGUCCGGUCCUCCUGACAUCGAUUACGAUAAGCUGGCAGCCUUUGCUAGUAUGGGCAACCCUCGCUCCGCCAGCAACGCGUGGGCCAAGAUCCGGGCCAAGUUGUCGGCAGGCACCGAUGCUAUUGCUCCUACUACCCCUAGGAAGGGCGGCGCCAAGAAGACGAAGGCCACCGCUGCGAACGAGGAGGGCGAGGAGGGCGAAGCUACCCCCAAGAAAACCCCUCGUAAGCGCGCUGCCAAGAAGCAGGACGUCGAUGGCGAUGCUUCUCCCAAGAAGAAGGGCCGUGGCAAGAAGGUAUCCGAUGACGAGACCAACGUCAAGUCUGAGCCUGAGGAGCCUCAGGACGUCAAGCUCGACGUCGCACCCAUGGAGGAUAUUGAGGACGAAGUCUAG